This is a messenger RNA of Dovyalis caffra, 1158 nucleotides long. The record is from the annotation of a GenBank genome assembly. NCBI's taxonomy places the organism in Eukaryota, Viridiplantae, Streptophyta, Magnoliopsida, Malpighiales, Salicaceae.
AUGACGGACGCGUGGAUUCGAGGUAUAGUGGAAGCCAUACAUUCUGCCCCUACUCAGGCUGUCCUUUAUCUCGCCGGUGGUGCGUCUCAGGCGCUAGGAUGGUUGAUCACAGUACCUGGAGCUUCUAAUACAGUGCUUGAAGCUGUUGUUCCUUACUCUAGAAUGUCCUUUAUUCAAUUACUUGGCAAGAUUCCUAGUCAACAUUGUAGUCAACAAACUGCAGAGGAAAUGGCUCUAUUAGCUUACAAUCGUGGUCUUAAGCUUUCCAGUCCAGGUUCUCCUGUUGUUGGUGUGGGUUUUACUGGAUCUUUAGCUAGCUUACGUCCGAAACUUGGGGAUCACAGGUUUUACUUGUCAACAAGAACGUCUGAUCGACUUUCAGUAUCUACGGUUACUUUGUCUAAGGGUUUGCGAACUCGGGAGCAAGAAGAUACAAUUUCAAGUUAUCUCUUACUGAAGGCUAUUGCAAAUGCAUGCAAAGUCCAGGCAGCUUCUGUUUCUCAUUUGACUGAAUCUGACAUGUCUGAUGAGCAUGAAACACACUUCAGUGAAGAUCAAGAAUUGGAACAACUUAUAGAUGGGAAAAUAUGCUUUAAGGUUUAUCCAUUUUCAAGUGAGAAUCAUACAUCAACUGCAGAGAGAAAGAUAAUACUUUCUGGUUCAUUUAAUCCAUUGCAUGACGGUCACCUCAAGCUGUUGGAAGUUGCUACUAGCAUUUGUGGCAAUGGGUAUCCCUGUUUCGAAAUAUCAGCAGUCAAUGCUGACAAACCUCCACUAUCAGUAUCACAAAUUAAGGACCGUGUCAGGCAAUUUGAAAAAGUUGGAAAGACAAUAAUUAUUUCCAAUCAACCUUAUUUCUAUAAGAAGGCUGAGCUUUUUCCAGGAAGUGCUUUUGUGAUUGGUGCAGACACGGCAGCAAGGCUUAUUAAUCCUAAGUAUUAUGAUGGAGAUUAUGCGAAGAUGCUAGAGAUACUCAAUGGAUGCAAAAGCACAGGGUGCACUUUCCUUGUUGGUGGCCGUAAUGUGGAUGGUGUUUUUAAAGUUCUCGAAGACUUUGACAUUCCAGAGACGUUGAAAGAUAUGUUCAUCUCAAUACCUGCUGAUAGGUUCCGCAUGGAUAUUUCCUCCACUGAAAUAAGAAAGAGCAGUGGAUUGUGA